AUUGAAAUUUGAAACACUUCCGCUUAGCUUGGAGUUAUAAAAGCAGAACCGAAUAGUUCCAUUGUCAUUUCGUUUGAAACGACGAAGUGACUUUGCAAAGUAUAUUGGCUAUUUGAAAAUCCUUGUGUUGAUCCUAAACACCGUAUCCUUUAUUGGAUUGGGAGGUGAUGGUCGAGAUGGAUGGUAUAAAACGAGAUGGAACGACGGUGUUGAUGAGAAUUACAAAAAUACUAGUUUACAAGAAUGGAAAAAACAUUGCACAGAAGAUGAUGAAUCGAUUGGAGAAAAUGGGGGAGAAGUUGGAUUUUGAGCAGGAGUCGGAUAAACUGAUGUUAGAGGAAAUUAAGAAGUUGAAUGUGGAGAUUAAGAGUUUGAAUGUGGCAUGGUGUUUUUGUCUAUCGAGAACAAACAAGGUGUCAACAAGGAUGGAUGAAUUGGAGAAGAUGGAGAGGAUGUUGCAUCACGAUAAAACAGUGAUAGAGAAGAUUAAGAAUUUGAUGAUGGAGGUAAUGAAGAACCUGGUGAAGACGCUGGAUUGUGAGCCAUUCGUUUCAUUGUUUAAUCAGGGAGUGCAUAAGGGGUUGAGCGUAAUGGAUGAUUUGGAGAAGAUUGGAAAGAUGUUGGAUUUGGAGCAGGAGUCGGACAAAUUGAUGGUGGCUAAGAUUAAAAGCUUGAAGGUGGAGGUAAUGAAGAUCGUGGUAAGAAAGCUGGCGAAGGAUCUGGAUUGUGAGCGUUUCGUUUCAUUGAAAAGUAACAACGUAUGGAAUGUAAUGAAUAAAUUGGAAAAGAUUAAGAACACGUUGGAUUUCCAGCAGAAGUCAGACAAACUAAUGAUGGUGAAGAUUGAGAAUAUGAAAAUAGUUGUAGUCAAGAAACUGGUGAAGAAUCUGGCGAGGGAGCUGGAUUGUGAGGGUUUUUCAUGGGGAGUGCACGAGGGUUUGAGUGUAAUGGAUGAUUUGGAGAAGUUUGAGUAUAUGUUGGAAUUUGAGCAGGAGUUGGAUAAAAUGAUGAUAGAGGAGAUAAAGAAGUUGAAGACGAAAAUAAUGGAGAACCUGCUGAGGGAGCUGGCUGAGGAGCUCGUUUGUUGGGGUUCGUCAUCGGGAACAAUCCUGGCAACGGACGCAAUGGAUAAUUUGAAGAUGAUGGAGAACAUGUUGGAUUUGGAGCAUAAGCCAGAUAAACUGAUGCAUGAGGAGAUUAAGAAGUUGAAGAUGAAGGUAAUGAAGAUCGCGGUGAGGGAGUUGCCGGGAGAGCUGGAUGGUGAGCGUGACACCUCAUGGGGAAAAAACAAGACAGAGCAGGUAAUGAAUGAAUUGAAGAUGAUGGAGAAGACGUUGGAUUUCAAGCAGGAGUCGGACAAACUGACGGUGGAGGAGAUUAAGAAGUUAAAGAUGGAGGUAAUGAAGAACCUGGUGAAGAACCUGGUGACGGAGCUGGAUCGUGAGGAUAUCGUGUCAUGGAUGUCAACGGCAAGAUACAAAACAUAUGACGUCAUGAAUGAAUUGAACAAUGAAUUGAAGAAGAUGGAGAAGACGUUGGAUUUGGAGCAGGAGUCGGAAAAACUGAUGAUGGUUAAGAUCAGAAAGUUGAAGAUGGAGGUCCACAUAGCCCUUAACAUGAGGUAUGAGCUGGAGAAGAUGGAGAUGAUGUUGGAUUUGGAUUUGGAGUCGGAUGAACUGAUGAAGGAGCUGAUUAGGAAGGUGAAUGUGAAUGUGCGUGUGAAGAUGCCAAACCAGGAGAAUAUCAUAUCAAUAACGUUCCACCUGAUAUCGUUGGCAAACAAGAUUUUGAUGAAAAAGAAAAAAUCGAGGUGUGAAAAAAGAAAGGCUUUAUUAACAAAGAAGAGCGUGUAUUCCAAGAAAGGUUGUAGCUAUUCGGAGAAAUUUUCAUCGAAGAAGAGAACUUAUUCCAAAUUGAACUGUGGCUGUUCUGACAUGUUUUUAUCAAAAGAUGACAAUGCGAACUCUGAGCGAGAUUGUAGUUUAUUGAUACAAGUCACAGACGCCACACGACUACAACUUGCUCUCGCCUGUAAAACAAGAAGCGAAGUCGUUUUCAAGGCAAAAAGGCGAAUUUGGAGGAAGGAACCUCCACAAAUAUGGCGGGAAUUUCCCCCCAGGAUGAUAACAAUCUAUCUAAUUUCGAAGGUUUUUUUCCAGAUGAUUUUCUGAAUAACAUAUGGAAUUUUGAUGAUGCGGGAUUAUUUGGCCAAAGCCACGUUCCAUUUUACGACGUUUUAGAGGAUCUUUCCUUGCCUUCUGAGAUCUUCCAGUCUGAUAAUAGGGAUUCCUCAGAUACAUACAACGUUGUUGCACACGAAAUUGCCGAGGAAAUUCAAGAGGAAUCACUUUGGCCCAGUGAGAUCCACAGGAUUAAUACUAGGAAUUCCUCAGUUCCAAGAGACGCAGAAGGAAUUCUAGAAGAAUUUGAAGACGAAUUUCUAUUGACCACUGAGAAUUUGCUCGGUGCAUUGGAAGAACCUAAUCAAGUCUUCCAUGAAAAAAUUAUGAAUCUGACAACAAUGUCAGCAGAGUCAAAUAUGAACUCUUUUAACACUGAGCCCACGACUGACAAUUUGGUCUCAGAACCCAACAGAGGAACUCUCCAACCAAUCAGGAACCUUGCUUUAACCACUACAGUACCUAAUGUAACCCUAAAUAUUCCUUCCGGAAUACUCGUAGGCACCUCUAAUUCCAGCGUGUUUGUCGGUAAUUUACCCCGCAACAACAUUCAGUUCGAUACGGCAGCUGAAUGCCUUGGACUGACUGUUGAGCGUAAUAGUGAUUGCAGUGCUGAUCAUCCUGCCACAGAAUCCGUUCUUAAAAACAAUACCAUCCCUCUACCCAGCCAGUCGUACGAGUACACCAGUGCUGAAAUAUCCCCUCCCCUUCUCGGUAGCCACGAUACCACCAUUGUGAAUCCUGACAGUAGAAAAAGACUAUUUGAAAAGGACAGGGAAGAUAUCGAAGCUGUUGUCCCUGUUUCUAAGAAGAAAAUGGAACAACAACCCUGUUGCUCUAGAGAUGUAGCUUCAUGUGAAGGACUUCCCGUGCCUUCUGGUGCCCGCAUCUUUUGAUGGUACUUCAUCGGGGGUUGAAGAAGGACAUCCCGUUGCUUCUGGUGAUGCUUCAUCUGUAGGUGAAGAAGGACUUCGCGUGGCACCACCUCAUGGCAGAACAACUCGUGGCAAAACAACUCGUGGCAAAACAACUCGUGUCCGCAAACCGUCGAAAAAAGCUCGUUUGAGUCAACAGGAAAAUCAGCUUAAACAGGAAAAUGAAGAGUUAAAAGCCCUGGUGCAGGAGUUAUCAAGAGAACUGGAGUUUCUGAGAAACUGUAUAGUCGGUAAGUUAAAGGUCAGUAUUAUUGCUGUGAAAAAUAAUAAAAAUUAGAAAUUUCUUAAAAUUUCUUUGUAAAAUACCCAUUUGUUUCUUUUGCAUGUUUAGUAUAUAUAAGAUUACUAUAAAAUAGAAUAAAAACAUCGUCAGCUUGAUAAUAGCAACACUAGCGAAUAUAUCUCUAUAAGCUUAUUUGAGCUGUUUCAAGAGUGAUAUAAGGAACUGGUCAUAAAGUAACUGUUGGACGUUAUAACUUUAGCCAAAAUGUUUUAAUUUUUAUGUACUGCUCCAAUUUUCUGAGCUUUUUCACAUUUUUCGUCAUUUUUCAUUCUCAAUGUCUUUCACCCUUCAGAGUUAUGUUUCUUAGAUGUUUCUUACUGUGUUUUGCUGUCUGUCGUAUUUUCUGUCCAACAACAGGAGUUUUAUGGGCAAACUUCUCUCGGGUUAUUUUGGUGGCCUUUCACAUAGGGUGGCUUCACAUAGGCUUUUAUUUUUUAAAUCGAUUAUUGAGUUAUAUGUGUUUAUUUUGUUUUGUUUAUAUUCUGUCUGCUAUUAUUUACCCACUAUAAGGAAAUUUCUUUCGCACGUAAUGAUGAAAAAUGUUAUUUUAAUUCACUACCUCCCAGUGCUCGUUCUAACAUUGUAGCCACAAUUACAUAGCCAGUUAUUAUAAGGCAUUAAAGUAACAUGUAUAAUAGGAUAUAAUUUUUUUU
Molecule: messenger RNA, 4051 nt
Organism: Dendronephthya gigantea
Lineage: Eukaryota; Metazoa; Cnidaria; Anthozoa; Malacalcyonacea; Nephtheidae
Exons: 13
Coding region: 168-2171 (667 amino acids)
Source: RefSeq, a predicted model, not a curated record